Molecule: messenger RNA, 1227 nt
Organism: Closterium sp. Naga37s-1
Lineage: Eukaryota; Viridiplantae; Streptophyta; Zygnematophyceae; Desmidiales; Closteriaceae
Source: the annotation of a GenBank genome assembly
AUGGACUGGCGGACGUUCCGCGCGAAGCUGGUGGCGGGCCACGAGGCCACGCGGAGCGUCUCCGCGCCCUCCCCCGCGCAGGAGGCGGUGGGGCUCGAGAUUUGGCAGGUGCGGAAUUCAGGUGCUGGUGUGGUUCUUUUCAGGGGCUUAAGCAAGUGGUUCGAGAUUUGGCAGGACCGCAUGAGCCUCGAGAACUGGGCGCUGCUGGCCUCGCAGAACCCGCGCCUGGCCAAGGAGGUCCCCUGGGUGCACUCCACAGGGGGCGCGGAGGCGGGGGGCGUGCUGCUCGCCGCGCCCUUCUCCCAGCUCCCCGGGCAAGGGGGGGCGGAGGGCGGAGAUGGAGGGCGCGGAGGGGGGGCGGGCGCGCUGGACAGGAGGUUGUGGCAGGCGGCGGUGUUUCUGGUGGAGCAUGGGGGGGCAAGCGGGGCGUCCUGGGGCCUGCUACUAAACCGACCGUCGGGUUAUACGAUUCAGAUGGUGAGUGAGCUCGUUGGAAAUGUGAGAGGGCUGGACAGGCGGUUGUGGCAGGCGGCGGUGUUUCUGGUGGAGCAUGGGGGGGUGGGCUGGGAGUCGUGGGGGCUGCUAUUGAAUCGACCGUCAGGAUACACGAUUCAGAUGGUGAGCGCAUUCGGAGUGAGAGCGAGGAGAGCAUUUGGAAUGUGUGAGGGUUCAGAUGCAAAGGUGAACAGGGUGGAGGAUGCAGCGCUGGUGGCGUUUUCCCAUCUUCUGGUGUGCCCCCUUUCCCUCCCCCUUUCCCCCUCCCCUUUCCCCCUCCCCCCCUCCGCCUUUCUCCUUAACCAGGCGCUAGCGAAGGUGAACAGGGUGGAGGAGGCAUCGCUGGCGGUGUUUGCACGCAACGCCAUCUACAUUGGCGGGUUCAAGUCGGACGGCAGCACUCUCUACUUCCUGCACGGCCAUGACCUGCCGGGGGCUAAGGAGCUCAUGCCCGGGGUGUAUAUGGGAGGGCUGGAGGCAGCAGCGGAGCAGGUGCUGCUGGGCAACAUGCCUCCGUCUGACUUCAGAUUCUUUGUCGGGCAAGUGGAGUGGCCAGCAGGCAAGCUUCAGGAGGAGGUGGAUGCGGGUCUCUGGUACACUGCAGCGUGUGCCAGAAGCCUCGUGCUCAAACAGUGCUUGCAGCUCCCCAAACCACUCUGGCGGGAAAUGCUGGAGCUGAUGGGAGGAGAAUAUGCUGAGACAGCGAGGAAAGAAUACGGGCAGAGCAUUUGA